Molecule: messenger RNA, 1623 nt
Organism: Cottoperca gobio
Lineage: Eukaryota; Metazoa; Chordata; Actinopteri; Perciformes; Bovichtidae
Gene: arid3c
Product: AT rich interactive domain 3C (BRIGHT-like)
Exons: 7
Coding region: 1-1623 (540 amino acids)
Biological process (GO): regulation of transcription by RNA polymerase II
Cellular component (GO): nucleus
Molecular function (GO): DNA binding
Source: RefSeq, a predicted model, not a curated record
AUGGUUGAUAACGCAAGUAUAGCAACUAAAUCUGCUUUGCAAGGCUCUUUCUCGUCCGCCAGCAGCCUUCCCCUCCAGGCUCCCUCCGCCUCCUCUCACAGCCCGUUCCCCGGCGCACAGUCCCACCAGCCCGCCAGCGGCGGCAUGAAGCUCGAAGCGGUCAUGGAAAACCUCCAGCGGCAACAGGCAGCGCGACUAGCCCUGGAGGAGAAGCUCCGGCAGGCGGAGACAGAGAAAGACCUCCGUUCCAUGGUGGAGUCCCAGAUACACCAACAAGCUCUGGCUUUCCGCCACUACCAGGCGGCGAUGCGCGGCGCUCUGGCCGCCGGAGUUGCCAACUCGUCCCCCGGAGUUACGCUCCCACACAUGGAAGUCUGCAGAGCCGACGAGGACGGGAACUCCUCCAGACCGGGCAGUGACGAUAAGGACGAGGAGGGAGAUGACAUGGAGGAGCAGGAGAUCAUGGAUGAAGAGGAGGAGGGCGAAGACGAUGUCGGUUAUAACCACUACCAGCACCGGCAGUCCUUGCUCCUCCAGGGAGCCUGUCUGCCUCCAAAGAGCACCCCGAUGCAUCUCAUGGCCAGAGUCCCGGCGUCUUUGGCCCCGGCCCGCCGCGCAGAGUCUCCAUCGGCGCACCCUCAGCCCCAGCACCACGACUGGACCUAUGAGGAGCAGUUCAAACAGUUGUAUGAAUUGGAUGAUGGUGAAAAGCGCAAAGAGUUUCUCGAUGACCUUUUCAGUUUUAUGCAGAAACGGGGGACUCCAGUGAAUCGGAUUCCUAUCAUGGCCAAGCAGGUGUUGGAUCUCUACAUGCUCUACAAGCUCGUCACAGAAAAAGGCGGCUUAGUGGAAGUCAUCAAUAAGAAAAUAUGGCGUGAGAUCACCAAAGGCCUUAACCUCCCUACCUCCAUUACCAGCGCAGCUUUCACUCUCCGAACACAGUAUAUGAAGUACCUCUACCCGUAUGAAUGUGAAAAGCGAGGACUGAGCUCCCCUGGUGAGCUUCAGGCAGCUAUCGACAGCAACCGGCGGGAAGGCCGUCGGCAGAGCUACGGCUCGGCCAUCUUCAACUACUCUCCAGUGGGCACCCCCACCCUCCUGUCCUCACCAAAGAUGCACAUGUCCCACCUCUCCAUGCCCUCACACAACACUGGCCAUAUCUCCCAGCUGCCUGUGAUCAAGAAAGAGGAGCCCAUGAUGGGUAGCUGCCUGCCCAGCCGGGUGGCCCUCCCCAUGUCUCCCAGCAGCCAUCACGCAGCAGCCAUGGCCGCCCAGGCGGCCGCAGCACAGGCAGCGGUGGCCGUCCAGGCGGCAUCCCUGGAGCAGCUCAGAGAGAAGCUGGAGAGUGGUGAACCACCAGAGAAGAGGAUGAUGAUGGUGGCAGAGGAGCAGCAGAGGAUUAUGCAACACGCCCUGCAGCAGAACCUGCUGGCCAUGGCCACCCAGCUGCCCCUCAACAUCAAACUCAACAACAGAGAUGAUAGACAAGAGACCGCAUUGAACCUGUCUACCAACGGUGUCGGACAAAAAUCAGUCAGAUCUUUCUUUCACUUUGAGAUCGUAUUUAUUCACUUUCAGACUUUUGGCCCUGAUCUGAUGUGGGGGAGUGGCGUUGAAAUGUAA